AUGGACCUCCCCCACACUCAGGGCGCGCUGACCUCACCUGGCCACCCCGGGGCGCUUCAGGCUGGCUUGGGGGGCUACGUCGGAGACCACCAGCUUUGUGCCCAGCCGCCCCACCCACACCCGCACCCGCACCACCUCCUCCCAGCCGCCGGAGGGCAGCACCUCCUCGGGCCUCCCGACGGGGCGAAGGCCUUGGAAGCAGCCGCCCCGGAAUCCCAGGGGCUGGAUACCAGUCUGGAUGGGGCGGCCCGGCCCAAAGGCUCCCGGCGGUCAGCGCCCCGCAGCUCAGGCCAGACCGUGUGCCGCUGCCCCAACUGCCUGGAGGCGGAGCGACUGGGGGCUCCGUGCGGGCCCGAUGGGGGCAAGAAGAAGCAUUUGCACAAUUGCCACAUCCCGGGCUGUGGGAAAGCCUACGCCAAGACAUCGCACCUGAAGGCACACUUGCGCUGGCACAGCGGCGACCGCCCCUUCGUGUGCAACUGGCUCUUCUGCGGCAAGCGCUUCACGCGCUCCGACGAGCUGCAGCGCCGCCUCCAGACCCACACCGGCACCAAGAAGUUCCCCUGCGCAGUCUGCAGCCGAAUCUUCAUGCGCAGCGACCACCUGGCCAAACACAUGAAAACCCACGAGGGCGCCAAAGAGGAGGCUGCCGGGGCGGCGGCGGGAGAGGGCAAGGCCGGCGGAGCGGAGCCCCCCGGGGGCAAAGGCAAGCGCGAGGCCGAGGGCAGCGCGGCUCCCUGCAGCUGA
Messenger RNA from Eubalaena glacialis (North Atlantic right whale), 747 nucleotides. Its product is annotated as transcription factor Sp6-like. Gene Ontology annotation, biological process: regulation of transcription by RNA polymerase II. Lineage: Eukaryota; Metazoa; Chordata; Mammalia; Artiodactyla; Balaenidae. The record is from RefSeq and is a predicted model, not a curated record. The coding region runs from base 1 to 747 and encodes 248 amino acids. Gene Ontology annotation, molecular function: RNA polymerase II cis-regulatory region sequence-specific DNA binding; DNA-binding transcription factor activity, RNA polymerase II-specific. The transcript has a single exon.